Messenger RNA from Lodderomyces elongisporus, 5415 nucleotides. RefSeq names its product serine/threonine-protein kinase (gene GCN2). NCBI's taxonomy places the organism in Eukaryota, Fungi, Ascomycota, Pichiomycetes, Serinales, Debaryomycetaceae. The record is from RefSeq and is a predicted model, not a curated record. Bases 1 to 5415 code for a protein of 1804 amino acids. Gene Ontology annotation, molecular function: ATP binding; protein binding; eukaryotic translation initiation factor 2alpha kinase activity. The transcript has a single exon. Gene Ontology annotation, biological process: regulation of translational initiation by eIF2 alpha phosphorylation; DNA damage checkpoint signaling. Gene Ontology annotation, cellular component: cytoplasm; nucleus.
AUGACCGAUAAUUCAUUAUCACUGGAUCUAGAGCAUCGACAAGAUGACGAAUUCAAUAGUAUUGCAUCAAUAUACUCCGAUAUUUUUAUUGAUAUAACUCCGAAAGGGUUGGUUUGGGGCAAAAAACCAAACCAUCAUUUUCAAGUCAAAUUGAAAUCAGAUAGUACAAAAGAAAAUCCAGAAGUGGCAAUUACACUAGAUAUUGAAUUCACUGCAACAUAUCCUUUAUCUCCACCAAAAGUUAAAUUACUCGAACCUGUGAAUCUUUUAAAGAGCCAUCAAGCACAAUUGAAGAGCAAGUAUGAAUGUUUGAUCAAAGAAUAUCCAAAGGAAGAGGUUUGUUUCACGAUAAUAUCCGAGCUCAUGUACUUGCUAGACGAGAUACAGGCGAAAACAGGGAAAGUAUUAUCUUUGGAAGAAGAAAGAGAAGAGCGACUAAGACAGGAGCGGGAAGCUUUGCAAAUGCGCGAAGCCAAACUUGCCAAAGAAGAAGAAAAGGCUACAUAUCGACGAAACGUGGAACUUAACGAGCAGAUUCGCCAGAUGAAGGAUGAUUAUCUGGAAGAAGGCAUAGAAUUUGAUAAUAAUAAUAAUAAUAAUAAUAAUGAACAAGAAUUGGGACGAUCUGCACCUUUACCUGAUGAUGUACAGAAUUACUUUUUGUUUGAAAAGGACUUGGCAGAUACCUUACCUGUAAAUGGUGGCAGAUUCAAGUUCCGAGCUAUUUCAGGCUUUAUUAAGUAUAACAAGACCACAUUUUUCAGCUCAAUUGGAAAACAAUACAUUGUAAAGCCAUUUGUUAGUUCGGAAGUUCAGGCAAAAGCUGAUCGUAUGGGGCUAGAGCUCUCGUAUCUUUUAACGGACAUCCAUCUUCAAGAAGAAUAUUGGUUUAGUGAAUCAGGGAAACGAGAAAUCCAAGACUUGGAAAGAGAAUUACAAAGCUGCUUGCAUAUCAAUGAUUCGCACCUUUUAAAGCUAGUUGGGUUUCAAAUUGAUAAACUCCAAGGCUGGCGUAUCAGAUUAUUGAAUGAGUAUUCAUUUGUAGCCCGAACUGUGAGUGAUGUAAUUUCCAGUACUAAAUCAGAAAGUCAUGUCGACUGGGCAUUAGCCCGGAAUUGGCUAAUCCAGAUUAUUCCAGCAUUGGAACAUUUGCAUAAUCUCGGACUUACACACAAGCUGAUCAAUCCAUUAAAUGUUUUACUAUUUGAAGAUGAAAAUUAUACAAUAUCAGAACACUCUGCUGCUGGACCUGCAGGUGGAUUUGAUGCAACUUCAAAAGGAUAUACAAAAGAAGUGAAACUUGCCCAUCCACUAUAUGGAGCUAGGCUACACAAGAUGAAAAGCAAGUUUGUUACUACCAACAUUAACAACAAUUAUAACUUGUCACAAUUAUGGAUGCCGCCAGAGGUGAGAGGAGACAACAAGACCAAUGACAAAGGCAAUGAAAAAGAUGGUAACAACAACAAUAACAACAACAGCAGUUAUUCCAACAAGUCAGAUGUAUGGGACCUUGGUAUUUUGUUUGCCAGAAUAAUGCUUGGAACUAAUGUAUUUGAUCAACCUCAAUUGACGCCGGAAAAUGUUUCACGAAUAAUCCCGCAAUGUAAUGCUUUACAAAAUGAAAAGCAAAAUAGAUACAAAGACGCCGUAGGUGAUUUACUUUCUCGAAUGUUACAAUUCAAGCCAGCCAAGAGACCCACGCCGGUGGAGUUGAAUGCCCUCACAUUUUUGAGAGACGGCCCUGCGAUAAAUUUAAAUCGCCCUGCAUUGCAUACCGGUCUUCUUUCUGAUAUGAAAUUAGCUUCAAUUUCUAUUUCUUCAAGUGCAUCAAAUACCUCUCGAUUUUUUAAUAAUGAACCAGAUGCAAAUAAUAGCAAAAGAAGUUUGUCCAGUAACAAGGUGGAUCAUACAUUGACCAGUCGUUAUGCGCGUGAUUUUGAAGAAAUUGGUAGAUUGGGCAAAGGUGGUUUUGGGGAUGUUGUGAAAGUGCGGAAUAAAAUGGAGGGAACAUAUUAUGCUAUUAAGAAGAUUAAGCACAAAGCUAAUAAGCUAGAUUCGAUUUUGAACGAAGUGCUUUCACUUGCUCGGUUGAACCAUCAGUAUAUUGUACGAUAUUAUGGAACAUGGGUUGAAGAAGCCCAAGACGACUCAGAUGCCACAGAGUCUAGUGUGACUUCCCAAACUACGGAGUCAAAUGCCAUUGACCAAAGUUCCGAUACGGAUGAUUUGCAUUUUGGAUUUGGCAAUAAUAAACUCCCGCCAUCUUUAAGAUUAACCCGCACCGACUCAUUUCAAGUUGACUUUAUGUCCCGCUCAUUUGAUCCGAAAGUUGAUUUUGAUGAUCAGCUUUCUACUGAAGAUGAUGAUAGUGAUAGUGAUAGUGAUGACGAUGACACCGAUGGAGAUGGUGAUGGUGCAAUUGAUAACUAUCACGUAGAUGAGCAGUCAGAAGAUGCAUUUGAGUUUGCACAAAGUACCGAUGAUGGAGAACUUGACCUGAAUACAGACAAGAACGAGUGGAGCUCUAGCAUGGAAGUACUGAGAGAGACAAACAAGCAUAAACAACAGCAAAGACAAAGACAAAGACAAAAACAAAAACAAUCUCAACAUCUACAGCAAGUUCCUGCAAUAAGAGGUGGGGUUGUGGAGAGUACUAAGCAAUCGAUACUUUACAUACAGAUGGAGUUUUGCGAGAAUAAUACUUUGUUGAACUUGAUUGAACAAGGAUUACCCAAUAAUCCUACAGAAUAUUGGAGGUUAUUCAGGCAGUUACUCGAGGCAGUUUCGUAUAUUCACAAAGAGGGCUUUAUACAUCGUGACUUGAAGCCAAUGAAUAUUUUUAUCGACAAAUCAAAUAAUGUAAAAGUCGGUGAUUUUGGUUUGGCUAAAAACUCGCAAUCCCUUUUGGCAGCAUCAGCACUAAGAAAUUUACCUCUUAGUGGUAGUAACAACAAUAGUGCUACAAUGACACCCACCAUUUAUAAUGAUCGGGGUGUGAUCAAAGCAGGUGACUUGUCUACGAUAGUAGGUACAGUAUUGUAUACUGCGCCUGAAGUAGCCUCUGGGUCCUACGAUGAAAAAGUGGAUAUGUUUUCUUUGGGUGUAAUUUUCUUUGAGAUGUGCUACUCAUUGUCAACAGGGAUGGAGCGGGUAACAACUUUAAAAAGAUGCCGAGAACUGAUAUUCCCUUCUACUUGGAAAAGUACACAAGAGAAGAAAGUUGUUAAGGCAUUGCUCAACGCCAACCCCAAGGCCAGACCUAGUGCCUCUGCGCUUCUUCAAAGUGGUUGGCUUCCUGUUGAACACCAGGACCAAGUGAUUAAAGAAGCACUCAAGUCUUUGGCUGAUCCUGCGUCGCCUUGGCAACAACAAGUUCGUGAAACGCUUUUCAAGCAACCAUACCUGUUGGCUAAAGAUAUUUUGUACGACAAUAAUUCUUUUCAAGAGCAUGAAUCGGCUAAUGACUAUUUGCUUUUCAACAAGUUGCUUAAAGAUUUGGCUGAUAUAUUUCAUACACAUGGAGCAGUAGAGAAUUUGAAUAUUAACGUGGUACUACCAAAAACGCCAUUACAACCAGCUGAUCAAGUAUACGAGGUUCUUGACAAAAGUGGGUCUGUGGUGACCCUUCCGUUUGAUUUGACUAUUCCGGUUGCCAGAUUUUUGAGCAAAAAUGAUGUUGUGAUACCUAAAUUUUAUCGUCACGAGUUUGUUUACAGGUCAAAUUUAACCAAAGGUUUGGGCGGUAUGCCGCAAAAGUUUAGCGCCAUGAGCUUUAACAUUGUUACAGAUACACCUGAGGAUAUUGUUUUUAAUGAUGCUGAAUGUUUAAAAGUUGUUGAUGAAGUUUUGAGUCUUGUAUCUUAUAUCCCCACUCGACGUAUCAUUCUUAUCAACCAUUAUGAUAUCCUUGACUCUGUCAUCUCGUUUGCUUUUGAUAACGUCAAACUAAACGAAGGUGCCCUAGCGUCCGUGUUAGGUACAUUAUCGCAGUUAGAAAUCGACAAAUCUGCCAAGGAAGUGCGAAGGAUCCUUCGAGAUCAAGUGAGCGUGCCUCAUACUGUAGUUGAGGAUCUUCUUGAGAAUUUUAAUUUCACUUGUCCCUUACAUGAAGCUCGUCAUAAACUACAAAAAUUAAUGAUUGACUCGCCCCAUUUGUACAAACUCGAAAGGGCUUUUGCUUAUAUAACAAAGAUUUUAGGUGUUUUGAACCAAUUUGGGGUGCAAUCUCAGGUAUUAAUAAACCCACUCAGUAAUUAUGAUAACUCGUUUUACCAACAUGGGAUAAUGUUUCAAGGUCUUUUCCAAGCCGAUGGAUUUAAACGUCCCAAUAGGAUUAUUACCGGUGGUCGUUUUGAUUGUUUGAUUCAAUCUUUUGUUGAUAAUUCAAUGGCGCAUUAUUCUGAUUUGAAAUUUAAAAGUACACAUGGUGUUGGAUUUACAUUAACAACUUCAUUUCUUUUGAAAUGGACAAGAAGCAUACUCUCUCGACGUUCUUCGAAAUCAUCGGUAUUAAGUGGAGGAGGAAAUAUAGGUUAUAAUGUUGGCAAUAACGGUAGUGGUAUAGGAAGUGGUGGUGCUAGUGGUGGUGUUGGUAAUAGUAGUAGUGGAGGUGGUAAUGGAAAUAUCAAUUGUGCUGGUGGUAGUAGAUGUGAUGUGAUUAUUGCUUCGACUGAUCUGGAGAAUAUCAGCAAGAUUGGGUAUGAACUAGCUGGACGAUUGUGGACGCGAAAAUUUAGUGUUGAUAUAUUACCAAAAGCAGCUCCGCAGGAUGAGCUUAUCCACCAAGCUCUUGAUGCUGGUGCACAAUUGAUUGUGUUGAUCCGGGCAGGUGAAAUCCACAAGAAAUCGAAAAAAGGGUCUAGCUAUAAACCGUUGCGCGUGAAGAAUUUAUGUACUGGCAAAGAGACAAAUUGGGACAACUACGAUGAUGUAGUACAGCAUCUUCAUGAAGAAAUCCACGGCGAUCAGUUUGAUGAGGAAUCAUCUGUUAAUAAGCAAGACGACGACUUUGAUGAUGUAGGAAACUUACCCGAAGACCAAGUAACAAUAGAUAUCAAUCAAAAAGUGAUUGUUGUUAAUAAUGAAGCUCCUAGAGGGCGUAAAAAUAAACGUGAUAAAUGGGAAGUUGAAGGCAAAGGUAGGAGUGCUGGUACCAAGACAGUGCAAAGUUUAGCCAAUGGUCCUGUGUUGGUAUUUGAUAUUCGUGACGAGACGUUAGAUAUGAUUGGAAUUACUUCAAUUAACCAACAAGAAGAAUGGAUCAGGAAAGUUGUUUAUAGUACCAAUAACUUACCAAAGAGUUUUGCAUUGAACAUUUACAAUACUUUAGUGAAAGAAGCGGCAAAGGGUAGCAGAUGGUGCAUUUUGGUAGCUUCUAGAACCCAACAUUCAACAAUCGUUGACUUGCAAAGGUAA